AUGCUGCGGCCUCUGCUGAUUCCCUUGACAUACUUCUGUCUUCAAACCUGGCUGGGAAUCCCUCAGGCAAAAUGUGAGGUGGAGCUGAGCAUGAUGCCUGAUGCUUUUGAUGACCAAUAUCUAGGAUGUGCUGAAGAAAUGGAUGAAAUUGCACCUAAACUGCUAAAGGAAGAAAAGUCCAUGUCCUCAGUGUUUUGCAGUGUGUGGGACAAGGCAAAUGAAACCUGGAAAAAUAUGAAAACGAUUUCUCGCCCCGACGGCUUUAAGGAUGAAUAUGGAAUAGCCAUAGUAGCCUAUACUGACCCCACCAAAUACCCCGAAUACAAAAAAACUUUUUCAACUAUAUUUAAUGAUGCAGUGAGUGGGACUAACAGAUCUCGAGCUGCUUACAUGGCCAGUUUCCAGUUCAAAGCCUUUCAUUAUUAUCUGACAAGAGCUUUGCAGCUCUUAUGGAAGGACGCGGGAGGAAAGUGUGGUGCGAUGUAUAAAACGACGGUGUACCGGGGGGUUAAUACUAGUUCUAAGUACACGGGACAGGCUUCCAUCAGGUUUGGAUACUUUGCCUCUUCAUCUAUUAAUAGAAAAGUGGCUGAAAGUUUUGGCAAGGCCACAUUCUUCACCAUCCACACGUGCUUUGGCGUGAAGAUCCAGGACAUGUCAUAUAAUCCUGAGCAAGAAGAAGUGUUAAUCCCAGCCUAUGAGAUAUUCAGCAUGUCCCAAGGACAAGGGAGUAACCACUUUAUCCUCCAGAGCACAAAGCAGAACUGCAGCAAUUGUAACUGCGCGUACCUGGGCGGAAAGAUGACCCAAACAUGUGUUUACAACUCUGCUACCAGAGGCGGCCUGGCCUUCCCCGGUGUUCUGAGCCCGUCACUGUUUGGAGGAUCCGUCAUCCUGGUCCACGUUGCUGCUCUGAAGCUGUUUGCUGGUUUCUAAAUUGUCCUAUUCGUGUUACUCACUUUUUCUCUCUAACACAAAUCAUGGCGAUGGGACUUGCCAGAUCCAAAGCCGCCCUGCUAUGCUGCCAGGGUUCCAAAGGGAAACCAGGAACCUGGAGGGAGUGUCGCUGGUACCUGCUGGGGCAAGCUUUGAUUAU
This is a messenger RNA of Terrapene triunguis (Three-toed box turtle), 1096 nucleotides long. RefSeq names its product T-cell ecto-ADP-ribosyltransferase 2-like. NCBI's taxonomy places the organism in Eukaryota, Metazoa, Chordata, Testudines, Emydidae. Gene Ontology annotation, molecular function: NAD+-protein-arginine ADP-ribosyltransferase activity; NAD+ poly-ADP-ribosyltransferase activity. The transcript is spliced from 4 exons. Bases 1 to 936 code for a protein of 311 amino acids. The record is from RefSeq and is a predicted model, not a curated record.